Molecule: messenger RNA, 1620 nt
Organism: Oikopleura dioica
Lineage: Eukaryota; Metazoa; Chordata; Appendicularia; Copelata; Oikopleuridae
Source: the annotation of a GenBank genome assembly
AUGGAACUGAUUCCGUGCCAUUUCUAUGAAGACGGACAGCGAAAAGACGGAACUCUCCAGCUUGACGAGAACCAUUUAGUUUUCCAAGUCGGUCGAAGCCGCGAAAAGACCAAACUCGCCUAUCAAAUGAUCAAACUCGCGCAACAAGACGAUCAACAACGACUCAUCUCUCAAAUCGACAUCAUUACUAAAAGCUUCAAAAAGUUCACACUAGACGUCAGUCCUGCUCCUUUAGGAACAAUACUAACUCGCGUCAAUUCACGUAGCAAAGCUCCUUCUCUGCGCGAACUUCCUGCCUUCAAAACCAAAGAACCUGUUACAGUCGAAGAAUGGGACGAGUUCACUUUAGAAACAGAAUACGCCAUGAUGAAGUUGCCAAACAACGAAUGGAAAAUCACCGAUCUCAACAAGAAUUUCGGGCUGUGUUCAACCUAUCCAAAAGUGCUCGCCGUUCCGACUACGGCCACUGAUUUUAUAAUUCAAGGCUCGGCCAAGUUCCGCUCUAGACAGCGAUUGCCGAUUCUUACCUAUCUGCACGGCUCAAACGGGGGAUCUAUUGUCAGAUGCGCUCAGCCGAUGGCCGGGGCAAACAACAGAUCAGAAAUGGACGAGAAACUACUAGAACUGUGCGUGGACACGAGCAGAAGUCGCUCAAACGGGCUGAUUGUAGACACACGACCAAUGAUCAACGCAAUGGCGAAUCGAGCCCAAGGAAAAGGAUACGAAAACGUUGAACACUACCAAAAAUGCUCCUUCGAAUUCCACGGCAUUGAAAACAUCCAUGUGAUGCGCAAGAGUCUCGAGAGUUUGGAGCAGAAAGGUUGGCUCUCUUCCGACUGGCUCAAGCAUAUUUAUGCGGUGCUGGAUGUUUCGAACACGGUGAAGAAGGUGGUUCAAGAGGGAAGAACCGUUUUUGUCCAUUGCUCUGAUGGAUGGGACAGGACUUCGCAAGUUUGUGCGGGCGCUGCUCUGAUGCUCUGCCCUCGGUACAGAACAUUCUCCGGUUUCCUGUCUCUCAUCCAUAAAGACUGGAUUUCCUUCGGUCACAAAUGUGCAGAUCGACUAAAUCUUUCCAGAGAAAACAGCGACGGAGAAGCGUCUCCAAUCUUCCUCCAGUUUCUCGAGUUCGUUUACCAAUUGAUGCAGCAGUUCCCGCAGUCCUUCGAGUUCACUUCUUCGUUUUUGAUUGAAAUUUAUGAAAAGGCGAUUUCUUGUAGUUUUGGCGACUUCUGUGGAAAUUCGAUAAAGCAACGAGAAGAACUUGGUGUUUUCAAGCUCACGAAAUGUCUCCUCACGCAUCUUUCAAAGAACAGGGAACAGUUUCGAAACCAUCUUUACGAAGAAUACCCAGGAGUGCUGGAGCCAGAAGUAGACAUGUGCUUCAUUAAAUUCUGGAGCGAGAUGUACCACGCCGUGCGAGGAAAUUUGGUCAAUGACGCGAUCGAGCGACUAGUUCACGAAAACGAUUCUUUACGAGAAACAGUAAAAAUGCUAGAAGAAGCGGUAAAUGGUGGACCUUCAACAAAAGACCCAGAACCGGAGAAAAACGGCGUGAAAAAUAUCGAAAAUGUUCCGCCUCCGAUAAAAAAGAGCACCUCAGGACUUUUAGGGCCAUUAUAG